GUGAGAGUGAGGACAGUGACAGAGUGGCUGCAUUAUGAGUGUCUCUGCUCUAAGCCCCAUCCGAUUUGCAGGCAGCAUCUCUGGCUUCCUCCAAGUGGCCUCUGUGCUCUGUCUGCUCCUGCUGCUGGUCAAAGCGGUCCAGUUCUACCUGCACAGGAAAUGGCUAGUCAAGGCUCUCCAGCAGUUCCCAUCACCUCCCUAUCACUGGUUCUUUGGACACNAGCAGUUCAAAGGUGACCAAGAACUACAGGAAAUUGUGUCAUGCAUACAGAACUUUCCAAGUGCCUUUCCUUGCUGGUUCUGGGGGAGCAACGCCUACUUAACUGUCUAUGAUCCUGACUACAUGAAAGUGAUUCUGGGGCGAUCAGCUGGUCUCUCUGACUUGUUCCCACAUAUACAUUCACCUCUUUUUGGCCCAGGGUAUGGUUUGCUCUUGUUGAACGGACAGGCAUGGUUCCAGCGCCGGCGGAUGCUAACCCCAGCCUUCCACUAUGAUAUUCUGAAACCCUAUGUGAAAAACAUGGCCGACUCCAUUCGACUGAUGCUAGACAAAUGGGAACGGCUGGCUGGUCAGGACUCCUCUAUAGAGAUCUUUCAACACAUCUCCUUAAUGACCCUAGACACUGUCAUGAAGUGUGCCUUCAGCCACAAGGGCAGUGUUCAGGUGGAUGGUAUUCCUAUCUGCCCCACAGGUGUCCAGGUCACACUCUCCAUUUAUUGUCUCCACCACAACCCGAAGGUGUGGCCAAACCCAGAGGUGUUUGACCCUUCCAGGUUUGCACCAGACUCUCCCCGACACAGCCACUCAUUCCUGCCCUUCUCAGGAGGAGCCAGGAACUGCAUUGGGAAACAAUUUGCUAUGAGUGAGCUGAAGGUGAUUGUGGCCCUGACACUUCUCCGCUUUGAGCUACUGCCAGAUCCUACCAGGGUCCCUGUGCCCUUAGCACGAAUUGUGCUGAAGUCCAAAAAUGGGAUCUACCUACGUCUCAAGAAGCUCCACUAAUUCUGUCGUGGAGCUCCGAUGUCUGAGAUAAGGUACACUGGCAGAAAGCUAAGCUGUUGGUGUGACCAACCUUCUUCAGAAGAGUUCCCCAGAGUCCUCUCCUCCUCUGUCCAGAAUAGAUCAUCAUCCCUUGGCACUGGAAUAUUCCCCUGCUUCAAAGCCAGCACCCUCCUCAUCCCCUCUCUUCCAAUGUCCUUCCCUUUUACAAAUGCUUAUGACAUCAUCAAGACCCCUAAAAACUCCAAGAUAGUUUUCCCAUCUAAAUGUAUCUUAUUCGAUCUAACCGACUAAGUCCCUUUGGAAUUAUGAGGAAUUAUUCAAUUUGUACCAUGGGCUCCAAAACUCAAGGCCUGAACAUCAUUUUGAAGCCAUUAUUCAGCCUAGUAUUAUCUUCACAUGAUUGUUACCUAAUGCAUUCAUCUAAAUCUCCCCUGAAUAGUCUCUCUCUACAUGACUAUUCUUCACACUAGUUUCUCCAUCUUCCCUCCUUUCUGAAAU
Molecule: messenger RNA, 1501 nt
Organism: Mus pahari (shrew mouse)
Lineage: Eukaryota; Metazoa; Chordata; Mammalia; Rodentia; Muridae
Product: cytochrome P450 4A10-like
Exons: 8
Coding region: 35-1003 (322 amino acids)
Biological process (GO): icosanoid biosynthetic process; lauric acid metabolic process; linoleic acid metabolic process
Cellular component (GO): intracellular membrane-bounded organelle
Molecular function (GO): arachidonate monooxygenase activity; alkane 1-monooxygenase activity; heme binding
Source: RefSeq, a predicted model, not a curated record